AUGGAGAAUUUAAAAAAUAUUUGGAAACCAGAAUUAUAUCGUAUUCAAUUAGAAGCACCUACGCCUAAACGUUUAAUUUGUGAAAAUUGUCCGGACCGUCCAGAAUUUUAUGGUAAAGAAUAUCAUGGUAUUAUGGGACAUAAGGAGGCAUCGCUUUUACUUGAGAAUGAGCCCAACGGAGCGUUCUUAAUUAGAAAAGGCAAUCAGCACAAUGAUUUCUUCACUUUAACGUGGCGAUUCAAUGAUAAAAUACAUCACUACAAGCUGUACUAUGAUGGUACUCAUUACAUUAAAGAUAAAAGAUAUGACACAAUAUAUGACCUGGUAGCCGACGGCUUGAUCACAUGUCACAUGGAAAUUAAAGCUCAUCAUAUACUUGAAAUGAUCAAUUCUAGAACAAGUUAUACUGAUAGUCCUUAUGUCACUCUAAAUAGACGUAAGAUGAAUACAUUAUCACAGAUGCAUAAGGCAUCAAAUAGAUCAAGUCCAGUUAUUAAUAGAUUAGAAACAACACAAUCUGAUGUAACUGUGAAACAGAUAAACUAUGAUCUGACACCGACUAUAGAAGAUAUUCCAUUAUUGUACAAAUACUCUAAGGCGCACACAUUCAAAGUUCAUACAUUUAAAGGUCUUAACUGGUGUGAGUUGUGUGCAAAUUUCCUAUGGGGAUUUACUGCACAGGGUGUUAAAUGUGAAGACUGUGGCUUCAUAGCACAUUCAAAAUGUUCAGAGAGAGUUCCCAACCAUUGUCUGCCAGACUUGAAGAAACUUCGUGGUGUAUUUGGUAUUGAUUUGACUACGUUACUGAAUGCCCACUCCAGUACGUUACCAUUUGUUGUGAAGAAGUGUGUGAAUGAAAUUGAAGCUCGCGGCAUGGACUCUGAGGGGAUCUACCGUGUGUCCGGAUUUGCUGAUGAGAUUGAAGCAUUGAAAAUGGCCUUCGAUAAGGAUGGCGAAGCGACGGAUUUAAGUGUUUACAGUAACAUAAAUGUGAUAGCGGGUACUUUAAAAUUAUAUCUGCGGUUACUUCCUGUGCCACUUAUCACGUACGAGGUACAUCCUAAACUCGUAAGUGCCAUACAAAUGAAGACAACGAGUCUUCAAGUGACAAUGUUACGCGAGUGCUUAGACCUGCUGCCGCCGGCGCACUUCAACUGCUUGCAGUACAUGGUGCAGCAUUUACAUCGCGUGUCUCAACUAGCGGAGGUGAACAAAAUGAGUGCACACAACUUGAGCACUGUUUUCGCGCCAACUUUAGUAGCAACUCCACAGGCAAUUUCUGAUUUGGCGUCAGAAAUACGAGCGUUACAGACCCUUAUAGAAUAUUGUCCACAGAUAUAUUAUGGAAAUAAGUGAAUGUAAUUCCAAAUUAAUGUCUAAAUCUUGAAAACAUAUGUAACUCAAAUUCCAUACAAGGUCA
Molecule: messenger RNA, 1420 nt
Organism: Papilio machaon (common yellow swallowtail)
Lineage: Eukaryota; Metazoa; Arthropoda; Insecta; Lepidoptera; Papilionidae
Gene: RhoGAP5A
Product: beta-chimaerin
Exons: 8
Coding region: 1-1356 (451 amino acids)
Biological process (GO): signal transduction; regulation of GTPase activity
Molecular function (GO): GTPase activator activity
Source: RefSeq, a predicted model, not a curated record